Molecule: messenger RNA, 2403 nt
Organism: Nerophis lumbriciformis (worm pipefish)
Lineage: Eukaryota; Metazoa; Chordata; Actinopteri; Syngnathiformes; Syngnathidae
Source: RefSeq, a predicted model, not a curated record
AUGUCUCUGCCUAAUAUCAGGAAUCUGAAGUGUCUCUCGCCGGUCAUGUGCCAGUGUAAGGUCAUCUGCAGCAACCGGACCCUGUCGCUCAUGUUCGGGUGUAAGAAGUACAGGUACCAGGAUGAGGAGACGCCCCCCUUGGAGCACAGUCCAGCACAUCUGGCUCCUGGGAAAAGUGCCGAAAUGCUACACAUGAGCGACAAGAACCUCGCCGCCAUGGAGGCCAUACAUGGCUACACGCCACAUACGCAUAUCUCUCCUGUCAAGCCAGUGUUGAUGUCUACAGGUCACACUCCAAUGUACACCUCUGCUGUUUCCACACUGGGAAAUAGUCCUCCUGUGGUGGUGAACACGGACACAUUAGAUGGAUCGCCAUAUGUGAAUGGAACGGAAGGGGAAAUCGAAUAUGAGGAAAUCACACUGGAAAGAGGAAACUCAGGCCUGGGUUUCAGCAUAGCAGGGGGAACUGAUAAUCCCCAUGUGGGCGACGACCCUAGCAUCUUUAUCACGAAAAUUAUACCCGGAGGAGCGGCAGCUCAGGACGGACGCCUCAGUGUGAAUGACUGCAUCCUCUUUGUGAAUGAUGUUGACGUGAGAGAGGUGACACACAGCCAGGCUGUGGAGGCUCUUAAGGAAGCAGGUGCUAUCGUCCGGCUCUACGUUCUCCGUCGGAAACCGGCGGCGGAGAAAAUCACUGAGCUUAAACUUAUCAAAGGGCCUAAAGGCCUUGGUUUCAGCAUUGCUGGAGGAGUGGGAAACCAGCACAUACCUGGAGAUAACAGCAUAUAUGUCACCAAAAUUAUAGAGGGCGGAGCAGCACAUAAAGAUGGACGUCUGCAGAUCGGGGAUAAGAUCUUAGCGGUAAACAACGUGUGUCUGGAAGACGUGAUGCAUGAAGAUGCAGUGGGAGCGCUGAAGAACACAGCCGAGGUGGUGUACCUCAGGGUGGCCAAGCCCAACAACCUGUUUCUGACCAACUCUUAUAAUCCUCCAGAUCUCACCAACACAUAUUCCCAUAUGGAUACCGAGCUUAGCCACCCCAACUAUCUUGGCUCAGAUUACCCACAAGCCCUCACUCCCACCUCACCAAGUCGUUUUUCACCUGUUCUGCAUGGCCUCAUGGGAGAUGACGACAUCCCUAGAGAACCUCGCAGGGUUCUGAUUCACCGAGGCUCCACGGGUCUGGGAUUCAAUAUUGUUGGAGGAGAGGACGGAGAGGGGAUUUUUAUCUCUUUCAUCCUAGCAGGAGGGCCAGCUGACCUCAGUGGAGAGCUACAUAAGGGCGAUCAGAUCCUCAGUGUGAACGGCGUGGACCUGCGAAUGGCCACGCACGAGCAGGCAGCCGCAGCUUUGAAGAACGCUGGCCAGACGGUGACAAUCAUUGCUCAGUAUAGACCAGACGAGUACAGUCGUUUUGAAGCUAAGAUCCACGACUUGAGGGAGCAGCUGAUGAACAGCAGCAUGGGCUCUGGGACGACUACGUUAAGAAGCAACCCAAAGAGGGGCUUCUACAUCAGGGCUCUGUUUGAUUAUGACAAGACAGCGGACUGUGGCUUCCUCAGUCAGGCGCUCGGCUUCAGGUUUGGUGACGUUCUCCAUGUGUUAGACUGCGGGGAUGAGGAAUGGUGGCAGGCGCGGAAGGUCAGCCCCCAGAACGAGGCGGAGGAGGUUGGCUUCAUUCCCAGCAAGCAUAGGGUGGAAAGAAAAGAAUGGUCGCGUGUCAACACCAAAGAGAGGGAUCACGGGCGAGACACUUUGGGAACACAAGGGAGAGAUAAAACAUCGCACAGUUAUGAGACCGUCACCCAAGUGGAAGUUCACUAUGCGAGGCCCAUCAUCAUUCUGGGUCCUGUGAAGGACAGGAUAAACGACGACCUUUUGUCUGAGUUCCCUGAUAAGUUCGGCUCGUGUGUUCCUCACACCACGCGGCCCAAACGUGAGUAUGAAGUGGAUGGGCGGGACUACCACUUUGUGUCUUCGAGGGAACAGAUGGAGAAAGACAUCCAGAGCCAUCGCUUCAUCGAAGCAGGCCAAUACAACAGUCAUCUGUAUGGCACCAGUGUCCAGAGUGUCCGUGAGGUGGCUGAACAGCAAGGGAAACACUGUAUUCUGGACGUGUCAGCCAACGCUGUACGACGACUACAAGCUGCUCAACUCCAUCCUAUUGCCAUCUUUGUGCGGCCCAAGUCAUUGGAGAAUGUCCUAGAGAUUAACACUCGCCUGACGGAAGAACAGGCCAGGAAAGGAAUGGACCGAGCCCUCAAGCUAGAACAGGACUUCAUCGAGUGUUUCUCAGCUGUCGUGGAAGGGGAUAGCUUUGAAGAGGUCUAUCACAAAGUAAAGACAGUGAUCGAGGAGCAAUCAGGGCCUUACAUUUGGAUUCCUACCCGAGAAAGGCUGUGA